Trifolium pratense (red clover) is the source of this 2083-nucleotide messenger RNA. RefSeq lists its product as uncharacterized. The transcript has 9 exons. The record is from RefSeq and is a predicted model, not a curated record. NCBI's taxonomy places the organism in Eukaryota, Viridiplantae, Streptophyta, Magnoliopsida, Fabales, Fabaceae. Bases 164 to 1786 code for a protein of 540 amino acids.
UCUCCCAUUUAUUGUCUUUUUGUGCCAAAAUGAAAACUUGUUAAGUAAGGUUCAAAACACACACACUCUCUCACACAACGUCACUACCAUUCUCAUUUGCCAUUUCUGGUAUCUGAUUAUUUUUUAGGGUUUCUCUCUCACUGUGUUCACUCUCUCACCGACAAUGCACCGAAGAAGCAGAGAUCGUCAUGCUUUCAGUCACAAGGUUGCGCCUUGUGAUGUGUGUGGUGCUAUUGGUUUUGGUGAAAUCAUUGUAACUUGCUCUCAAUGCAAAGUAACUCGCGAACAUCUUUACUGCAUGCGAAAUAAUCUCAUGGAGGUUCCAGAAUUCUGGCUUUGUGAAAUAUGUGAAUCAAAAAAUGGUUCAACUUCAUCAUGUCAAGUGCAACAGGAUUCUGGUUUGCCGGCUUCCAGAAGGCAACACUUUGUUAGAAAAGGCCCAUUAGGGAAAGUGAAGUACCUUGACGUGGAUGAAGUCGUUAAACUUUCUAGUGGUAGUUUGUCCAUGAAACCUACUUCAUCAAGGUCUAGUUUGCCAAUGAGCAGGAUGGCUAGUCCAGGAAGCUCUGAUUUCCGGAUGACCCGAAGGGAUUUUGUUGCAUCAAAAAGUGUUAUUCCGAAGAAUCCCUCCCUGACUCGCAAACCAAAUCCUUGCAUAUCACCUAUGGCGCAUUCGAAGAUUCCAAGAAAUGGAGUUCAAAAAAAUCCAAUGACUAAUCAACGUGCUUCACCAUCAAUAGGACCAACAAAGGAGAAUAGAAUUGUACCUCAGCGACGAGCGAGUGCACCAAUACCUGAUAGAAAACUUCAACCACUUAAAGUUCAAACUCUUGAUCUUCAGAGAGAAAAGCCUACAAAAGGGGAACCUUGUAAAGAUUUGUCUGUCAAUAAAUCUUCACCUGCUGUUGUUCCAGAUGCUGUUGCUGAAUCAAACAUAUUUAAUACGGAAAAAAGCAAGAAUCAGAGUAUUUAUGAAGACGUCCACCGUGAUUUUAAAUAUUUGCCCUCAUCAAUUCAUGCUUGGAGUGGCAAAUUCCAAAUUCUUCAAAAAGAUGCAUCUGGUGAAUUUUAUGAUGGGUUUGAAGCCAAACCUCCAUGCAUUGUUCAUAGGAAGGCAUACCUAUUUUCGAAGAAAAUGCCCUCAGUCCUUCAGCUGGAAUCACUGUCUGCUUCAAAUGUAUUGACUGAUAUAUUCCAGAACUAUUCUCCCACUCUUCAAGAUAUAGCAUUGUAUUUCUUUCCAUCAGAAAACAAUGAAAGGUCCAGAAAGAACUUACAUAGGGUAUUGAAGUUUAUGAAUGAUGAAAAGUCAAUGAUGAGAAGUUUUAUUGAUGGAGCAGAGUUGUUGGUUUUUACUUCACAUCAACUUGACGAGAAUUCAAGGGGGACUGUUGCUGUCGUGCAUGAAGGACAUUUUCUGUGGGGAAUAUUUAGGUCAACUAAAUCUGAUACUGCUAACAAAGGAUUACCUGCUGAGACGGAUCCCGUUGAUGCUGAUGACGAUAUGGAUAUUGAUAUGGUGGGAGGAAAUGAUGUAGGAAGAAUUGAUAAUGUUGUUAAUGACAAUCUGAGGAGUCCCUCUCAGUUACCUUUUCAAGGAACAACUCUUGAGAGCACCAGUUCUAAGAAGGUAGAAGAAAAGAAAAUCAAACUUGAGGAUUAUUUUGAGCCAUCAUCAUUGAGCCCAGUCAUAAAGUAUCGUAAAGUGCACGACCUACUUGGUUUUCCACCAGGCUUUAAACCUCCUGGAUUUGAUGCUGGGAAACCUUCAAAUAUUAAGAGAUGAUACAACUUGAAUUAGACUAUAAUCAGGUGUUGAUAUAUAGAAACUACAGACAGAAACUGUAGUUAGCUUUUUGGUACAGAACUGAUUCAACUCAUUUUGCUCUCUUUUAGGUAGUACCUUUUGAACUAGUAACCAACCGUUCAUCACAACUAUUAGAAUUUGUACAAAGUAUCUGAUGAAAUUUUAUUUGUGCAAUGAUGAAGGUUUCCUAAGAGAAUAUUUCGGAUUCAUUAACUUGUGUCCUUAAUGUGGUUAACAUUCUCAGUAAGGAUUAAUUAUUAUUUUGGUCCUUAAUUA